AUGCCAAAGAGGAAGAGCAUUGAACCAGAGGGUUCAUCACAUUUUCAAAAAUGCCCUGUUCGGACGUCAAAGCCUACAGAAGCCCAGAUCACUGAGCUAAGGAGUAACUUUGAGGUAACGUCAGUGAAUCGAAGACGCCGUGCUCGGUGCUUCCAUUGCGGUGUCAGUAACAUACCUGCUAAAUGGAACCGACUGCUGGGGCAUAUUCCCAGUUGUCCAGACUUAUGGGGCAAGUACAGCAAACCGGCCUCGGGAGUUACAGACGAGGAGUGGUCCAUCGUGUGUCAGCUGAAGGAGAUCCUGCCAGUUUGGAUGCCAUUCUGGGCAGAGAUUUACCUGCAUUAUGAUACCACGAAGGAAUAUGAGGGCGGCCUCAUCCUCCGCAUAUGCCAUCAUUGUGGCCAGGAGGUGAAGCACAGCUUUCUGCUCCACCUGAUCGUCUGCCCUGGGCCGGGACUCGACGAUACUUGGUUCAAAUUGGGCAAGUUUACCUGUGCUGACUGCAACGAAGAGGUUUGGAACUCUAAUCUACAAGUGCACCAGCACCAAUGCCGCAAGCUUCGGAUACGCUGCGGUCGCUGUGGGGCUAAGAUCCCUCGAGACAUGACCCAGGAGCAUCUUAAGUUGUGGUCGAGCAAGCCGAAGAACGUCGGCGUCCUAGACGUCGAGUAUUCCCCGCUGUUGCUGCCACGGUUUGGGCACCUGGGCGUAUUUGAGCUCGCUCUGGCUAAUGCUGAUGAGGAUUGGAUCAUCCCCUGUACCAAAAUUGAUCACGGGAUGUCCGUCCGCAAGCUUGCAGACCACAUUCUUUCUCUCGCCGUUGAUAUACGAAGCGAAGCCUAUUAUAUGGCUUUAAGCAUGCUGAAAACUCACUAUGGUGAGGGAGAUUGGUCUGAGCGGACCUCAGGCCAUACAUGGGCUGAGAUCGCACAAAUGCUUGAGUGUUAUACCGAGAAGCAUGGCAGGCUUGGGAAACUGUUGGACUGGAGUUCGACGAACAAGGACUACCUUUGCCUGAAAUAUGGUUUAGAGUCCGUGGGCCGGGCAGACUUACUCCCACCUGAGCCUGAUCGUUCUGAGUGUCCCUUGUCGUGGUGGUCAAGUGUGAGAAGGUCCCUCAAGCUUGAUGCUAACAGUGCGUCUCUGAGGUUGGGAAAACUGUUUCGAAGAUUAUACCCUGAAGAUGUCAUGCUCGCUAGCGACUGGCACAAUGCCGGCAGCGAUGUGAGCAUGACUCUUCGAAUCAUCAGAUUCUUCUUUGAUCAAAUUCAAGGAAGGAUAGAAAGAGGCACCCUGCACGAGUACUGGCCUGGCAAUGAAGUCCAUGGGGACCUUGGUGAGGAGUCCGGUUGGUAUACUGAUUGA
Messenger RNA from Aspergillus homomorphus CBS 101889, 1365 nucleotides. RefSeq lists its product as uncharacterized. Bases 1 to 1365 code for a protein of 454 amino acids. The transcript is spliced from 2 exons. The record is from RefSeq and is a predicted model, not a curated record. NCBI's taxonomy places the organism in Eukaryota, Fungi, Ascomycota, Eurotiomycetes, Eurotiales, Aspergillaceae.